GAAAGACCUCGGGAGCAGAAGGAAAAGCCUCCUCCGGGCAAGACUUGGCGUGCUCGGAGCCAAGGAGAAGCUGCUCCGGGGACCUCGCCCCCUCCCUUUCCCGCUGGAGAAAUUGCCGUGGAUGCGUUAUCCAAGUGGUGGUUGGGAAGAUUUGCAGCAGAAUUUUUGGUUUUCCCUCCCCCUCCUAUUCAUGCUGUUUUUUUUCCUCCUUUUUCUAUUUUCCUCCUUCCCGGGAAGUGAAUUGCGGAUGUAAGGGGACUUCACUCAUUAAUGAUGCAACCGGAUUCGUUUCAGGAUUCUGUUGCACGCGUUGAAUUUUGAAUGAAGGAGAAGAGUUCUUUUCUUUUUUUUUUAAAGAAGUGUUGAGUUCGUUGUACUUUUAAUUUUUUAUUUAAGUAUCCAAUUGUAUUAUUUUAAGAUGUAUUAAAUAUAUAUAUAUUUUAUGGUAACUUGCCCUCAAGAUAUAUGUAUAUGGGUGAAAUUGAAGACGCUUCAUUUAAGUGAGGUUACUGGUGUAUUGGAUGUUUAAUUCAGCACCGGCAUUGCAUGACAGUUGUUGGAAUAACAAGUGGUUUAUUUUUAAAACCACACCUUUUAAAGUUUAGGUUCAAAUAGGUAUAGGAAAAAGUCUAAUAACAGUUUAAAAGAAAGCCAACAGAAAUCGAAGCAAACAUGUCCGGAGAAGUGCGUUUGAGGCAGUUGGAGCAGUUUAUUUUGGAUGGGCCAGCUCAGACCAAUGGGCAGUGCUUCAGUGUGGAGACCUUACUGGAUAUACUCAUCUGCCUUUAUGAUGAAUGCAAUAAUUCUCCAUUAAGAAGAGAGAAGAACAUUCUUGAAUACCUAGAAUGGGCUAAACCAUUUACUUCGAAAGUGAAACAAAUGCGAUUACAUAGAGAAGACUUUGAAAUAUUAAAGGUGAUUGGUCGAGGUGCAUUUGGGGAGGUUGCUGUAGUAAAACUAAAAAAUGCAGAUAAAGUAUUUGCCAUGAAAAUUUUGAAUAAAUGGGAAAUGCUGAAAAGAGCUGAGACAGCAUGUUUUCGUGAAGAAAGGGACGUGUUGGUGAACGGAGACAAUAAGUGGAUUACAACUUUGCACUAUGCUUUCCAGGAUGACAAUAACUUAUACCUGGUUAUGGAUUAUUAUGUUGGUGGAGAUUUGCUUACUCUGCUCAGCAAAUUUGAAGAUAGAUUGCCUGAAGAUAUGGCUCGAUUUUACUUGGCUGAGAUGGUGAUAGCAAUUGACUCCGUUCAUCAACUACAUUAUGUACACAGAGACAUUAAACCUGACAAUAUAUUGAUGGAUAUGAAUGGACAUAUUCGGUUAGCAGAUUUUGGAUCUUGUCUGAAGCUGAUGGAAGAUGGAACGGUUCAGUCCUCGGUGGCAGUUGGAACUCCAGAUUAUAUUUCUCCUGAAAUCCUUCAAGCCAUGGAAGAUGGAAAAGGCAGAUAUGGACCUGAGUGUGACUGGUGGUCUUUGGGGGUCUGCAUGUACGAAAUGCUUUAUGGAGAAACACCAUUCUAUGCAGAAUCUCUGGUGGAGACAUAUGGAAAAAUUAUGAACCAUAAAGAGAGGUUUCAGUUUCCAGCCCAAGUGACUGAUGUUUCUGAAAAUGCUAAGGAUCUUAUUCGAAGACUCAUUUGUAGCAGAGAACAUCGACUUGGUCAAAAUGGAAUAGAAGACUUCAAGAAGCACCCAUUUUUUAAUGGCAUCGAUUGGGAUAAUAUUAGAAACUGUGAAGCCCCGUAUAUUCCAGAAGUUAGCAGUCCAACAGAUACGUCAAAUUUUGAUGUGGAUGAUGAUUGUUUAAAAAAUUCUGAAACAAUGCCCCCACCAACACAUACUGCAUUUUCUGGGCACCAUCUGCCAUUUGUUGGCUUUACAUAUACUAGUAGCUGUGUUCUUUCUGAUCGGAGCUGUUUAAGAGUUACAGCUGGCCCCACCUCAGUAGAUCUUGAUGUUAAUGUUCAGAGGACUCUAGAUAACAACUUAGCAACUGAAGCUUAUGAAAGAAGAAUUAAGCGUCUUGAACAGGAAAAACUUGAACUUAGUAGAAAGCUUCAAGAAUCAACACAGACUGUCCAAGCUCUACAGCAUUCAACUGUCGAUGGACCACUGACAGCAAGCAAAGAUUUAGAAAUAAAAAACUUAAAAGAAGAAAUUGAAAAACUAAGGAAACAAGUAGCAGAAUCAAGUCAUUUGGAACAGCAACUUGAAGAAGCUAGUUCUGUGAGACGAGAACUAGAGGACGCGUUUAGACAAAUCAAGGCUUACGAAAAACAAAUCAAAGCUUUACAACAAGAAAGGGAAGAACUAAAUAAGGAACUAGUCCAGGCUAGUGAGCGAUUAAAAAACCAAUCCAAAGAGCUGAAAGACGCACACUGUCAGAGGAAACUGGCCAUGCAGGAAUUCAUGGAGAUCAAUGAGCGACUAACAGAAUUGCACACCCAAAAACAGAAACUUGCUCGCCACGUCCGAGAUAAGGAAGAAGAGGUGGACCUGGUGAUGCAAAAAGUUGAAAGCUUAAGGCAAGAACUGCGCAGAACAGAAAGAGCCAAAAAAGAGCUGGAAGUUCAUACUGAAGCUCUAGUUGCUGAAUCAUCUAAAGACAAGAAACUACGCGAGCAGAGCGAGUAUUAUUCUAAGCAACUGGAAAAUGAAUUGGAAGGACUAAAGCAAAAACAAAUUAGUUAUUCACCAGGAGUAUGCAGCAUAGAACACCAGCAAGAGAUAACCAAACUGAAGACAGAUUUGGAAAAGAAAAGUAUCUUUUAUGAAGAAGAAUUAUCUAAAAGAGAGGGAAUACACGCAAAUGAGAUUAAAAAUCUGAAGAAAGAACUGCAUGAUUCAGAAGGCCAGCAACUGGCUCUCAACAAAGAAAUUAUGGUUUUAAAAGACAAAUUGGAAAAAACCAGGAGAGAAAGUCAAAGUGAAAGGGAAGAAUUUGAAAAUGAGUUCAAACAACAAUAUGAGCGAGAAAAAGUGUUACUAACUGAAGAAAAUAAAAAGUUGACAAGUGAACUUGAUAAGCUUACCACUUUGUAUGAAAACGUAAGUAUGCGCAACCAGCAGUUAGAAGAAGAGGUAAAAGAUCUAGCUGACAAGAAAGAAUCUGUUGCACAUUGGGAAGCCCAAAUCACAGAAAUAAUUCAAUGGGUCAGUGAUGAAAAGGAUGCCCGAGGCUAUCUUCAGGCCUUAGCUUCUAAAAUGACUGAAGAAUUGGAAGCAUUGAGAAAUUCCAGCUUGGGUACACGAGCAACUGACAUGCCAUGGAAAAUGCGUCGUUUUGCAAAACUGGACAUGUCAGCUAGACUAGAGCUGCAGUCGGCGCUGGAUGCAGAAAUAAGAGCCAAACAGGCCAUCCAAGAAGAGCUGAAUAAAGUAAAAGCAUCUAACAUCAUAACAGAAUGUAAACUAAAAGAUUCUGAGAAGAAGAAUUUGGAACUACUAGCGGAAAUUGAACAACUACUAAAGGACACCGAAGAGCUUAGAUCUGAAAAGGGUAUAGAGCACCAAGACUCACAGCAUUCUUUCUUGGCAUUUUUGAAUACGCCUACCGAUGCUCUGGAUCAAUUUGAAGAUUCCUUUUCUUCUUCUUCAUCCUCACUGAUUGAUUUUUUGGAUGACACUGAUCCUGUUGAGAACUCUUAUGUACGGAACCCGAGCAUCAAGUUUUACAACCAGUCAAGGUCCACAUCUCCUUCCACAUCUAGUGAAGCUGAGCCAGUUAAGAUUGCAGACUGUGCUCCACUUCCAGUUCACACACCAACCUUAAGGAAAAAGGGAUGCCCUGGCUCAACUGGCUUUCCACCUAAGCGCAAGACUCAUCAGUUUUUUGUAAAAUCUUUCACUUCUCCCACCAAAUGUCAUCAGUGUACCUCUUUGAUGGUGGGUUUGAUAAGACAAGGCUGUUCAUGUGAAGUGUGUGGAUUCUCCUGCCAUAUAACUUGUGUAAACAAAGCUCCAACGGCGUGUCCAGUUCCUCCUGAGCAGACAAAAGGUCCCCUGGGCAUAGACCCACAGAAAGGAAUAGGAACAGCAUAUGAAAGUCAUGUCAGGAUCCCUAAGCCAGCUGGAGUAAAGAAAGGAUGGCAGAGGGCCCUGGCUGUGGUUUGUGACUUCAAACUCUUUCUUUAUGAUAUUGCUGAAGGAAAGGCAUCUCAGCCCGGCGUUGUCAUUAGUCAAGUUCUUGACAUGAGAGAUGAAGAAUUCUCUGUGAGUUCUGUCUUGGCUUCUGAUGUUAUUCAUGCAAGUCGAAAAGAUAUACCUUGUAUAUUUAGAGUCACAGCUUCACAGCUCUCAGCACCUAAUAACAAAUGUUCGAUCCUGAUGCUGGCAGACAGUGAGAAUGAGAAGAGUAAGUGGGUAGGAGUGCUCAGUGAAUUACACAAGAUUCUGAAGAAAAACAAAUUCAGAGACCGCUCAGUCUAUGUUCCCAAAGAGGCUUAUGACAGCGCUCUGCCUCUUAUUAAAACAACCCAGGCUGCUGCAAUCAUAGAUCAUGAAAGGAUAGCUUUGGGAAAUGAAGAAGGAUUAUUUGUUGUACAUGUCACCAAAGAUGAAAUUAUUAGAGUUGGUGACAAUAAGAAGAUUCAUCAGAUUGAACUCAUUCCAAAUGAUCAGCUUGUCGCGGUGAUCUCAGGACGAAAUCGUCAUGUACGACUUUUUCCUAUGUCAGCUUUGGACGGGCGAGAGACAGAUUUUUACAAGCUGGCAGAAACUAAAGGGUGUCAAACUAUAACUUCUGGAAAAGUGCGCCAUGGAGCUCUAACAUGCCUGUGUGUGGCUAUGAAAAGGCAGGUCCUCUGUUACGAACUAUUUCAGAGCAAGACCCGUCACAGAAAAUUUAAGGAAAUUCAAGUCCCGUACAAUGUCCAAUGGAUGGCAAUCUUCAGUGAACAGCUCUGUGUGGGAUUCCAGUCAGGAUUUCUAAGAUACCCCUUGAAUGGAGAAGGAAGUCCAUGCAGUAUGCUCCAUUCAAAUGACCACACACUGUCGUUUAUUACACAUCAACCGAUGGAUGCCAUCUGCGCAGUUGAGAUCUCCAGUAAAGAAUAUCUGCUGUGUUUUAACAGCAUUGGGAUAUACACUGACUGCCAGGGCCGAAGAUCUAGACAACAGGAAUUGAUGUGGCCAGCAAAUCCUUCCUCUUGUUGUUACAAUGCACCUUAUCUCUCAGUAUACAGUGAAAAUGCAGUUGAUAUCUUUGAUGUGAACUCCAUGGAAUGGAUUCAGACUCUUCCUCUCAAAAAGGUUCGACCUUUAAACAGUGAUGGAUCAUUAAACCUUUUAGGGUUGGAGACAAUUAGAUUAAUAUAUUUCAAAAAUAAGAUGGCAGAAGGGGAUGAACUGGUAGUUCCUGAAACAUCAGAUAAUAGUCGGAAACAAAUGGUUAGAAAUAUCAAUAACAAGCGACGUUAUUCCUUCAGAGUCCCAGAGGAGGAAAGGAUGCAACAGAGGAGGGAGAUGCUACGAGAUCCAGAAAUGAGAAAUAAAUUAAUCUCUAACCCAACUAAUUUUAACCACAUAGCACACAUGGGUCCUGGAGAUGGAAUACAAAUCCUGAAAGACCUGCCUAUGCCAGGUUUCCCUUAUCCAUCCCCUCAUCAUCACUCCGGUCUGAUCUCCUCUCCGAUCAACUUUGAGCACAUCUAUCACAUGACUGUUAAUUCUGCUGAAAAAUUUCUCUCUCCUGAUUCCAUAAACCCCGAAUAUUCCCCGUCUCUACGCUCUGUCCCUGGUACACCAAGCUUUAUGACUCUGAGGAACCCUCGUCCUCAGGAAAGCCGGACAGUGUUCAGCGGCUCUGUCAGUAUUCCAUCCAUCACCAAGUCCCGCCCUGAGCCGGGCCGCUCCAUGAGUGCCAGCAGCGGCCUGUCAGCAAGGUCAUCCGCACAGAACGGCAGUGCGUUGAAGCGGGAGCUCUCUGGAGGAAGCUACAGUACAAAGCGACAGCCCAUGCCCUCCCCGUCAGAGGGCUCCUUGUCAUCCGGAGGCAUGGACCAAGGAAGCGAUGCCCCUGCCAGGGACUAUGACGGAGAGGACUCGGACUCGCCGAGGCAUUCCACAGCAUCCAACAGCUCCAACCUGAGCAGCCCCCCGAGCCCAGUCUCACCCCGAAAGACCAAAAGCCUCUCCCUGGAGAGCACGGACCGCGGGAGCUGGGACCCCUGAGCUCCGGGUGCUCCGUCCCGCACCCCUCCACUGCCUCCCCCCACCUCCAUCUCCGCCGCCCACUCGGCCAGAGCCCAGCAGCAGCAGCGGCGGGGUAGGGCGUGCAGUUGCUCACGGCGCUGGCCUGGCAGCACCACGCCCCUGGCGCACAGCAGCCGUGCAGGCCUCUUCUGCUGCGUCCGAGGCUGACGGCGGGUCAUUCCUGCGUAGAGUUGCUUUCAGUCACAUUUACUUCCCGGCCCCAAAGGUAGCUUGAGUAGGCAGACUACACAGUGUAAUGUACGAGUGAGACUAGACAGGUUUGUGUUCACAGUAGCACCUCACUGUACCCUCAGAGCGCACCUGGGAUUCCGCAGCAGGGGGACCCAGCCUGCAGAGGUCACUGCACACAUCAGCUGAUAAUUGCCGGGAAUCCCCAUGAAUCCUCACAGAUUAAAACAGUGCAUAUUUUACUACAGUACAGAGUUUAAAUAAAUACAUAAAUGUAGAAGUUAAAUGCUGAAUGUAUAUAGUCAAAAGAAGCAUCUUGUAAUCAAAGAGAUGGAUGCAUAUACGAGAGCGUUUAAUUUAAGAGAUGUAUUGUUUCUUGUCUGUUUCCCAGCUAAGUCACAUACAGGGUAGAAAGGCUUCACGCUGACACUGGGAGAGGGAAAGGGGAAACCGGGGUCCCUGCGGUGCCCUGGCCUCACACUGGGGCCCUUAGGGGACAUCCGGAGACACUGGCUUCGUUGACCGCAACCUGGGCCCCCAGAGUUGGAACAUCGGAAACGACGUGAGCAGCAGCUUCAGAGGCACGCUCACCUCCACCUGGGGCAUUUCCUUUUCUAGCGAUAGAGUUAAACCACACUUCUGUUACGUUUUGGUAUCUUCUGCAGUGCUGCACCGUCUGAUUGAGCCCUUCCAUCUAGAGGGAGUGUUGUGGCUUCUGAAAGUUCACACAAAGGUUCAUAAAAGUGCUUUUUCUCCUGGGUGACAGCAAAGUGUUUGUCCCAGGGAUGGGGGUGGCUUCUGAAAGAAGGGCCUGUUUCCUUGAGGGUAGGUAGGAAGUUCUUCAAAUGGGCCUGGCAGAAAAGGCUUUUCUUACCAAAUAAUAGGAAACCUCAAAAGCAAGGACUUGAACAGCCUUAACCAAAUACUCUUUCCUACAGCAGUGGCAAGUGGAUGGGAUGAUCCCCCCCCUCCGGGGGCGGGCCACAAUCAGGAAGUGACCCAGUGGGGCUGGUUUGACUGGAUUUACCCCCUGGCUGCAGUAUUGCCUUGUUAGUUGUGUUUCUGUUCGGAUUCCUCCUGUUCUGCUUGCCAUCAGGAAAUGAGGUGCAGAACCAAAAGAACUUAACGUUAUAAUCAUUUCACAAGUGAAGCACAUGAGCAGGGAAAGAAAAAAAUAGCUCAUGGAAGAGAAUCUGGCUCUUUUCGCCCAAGUUUCUGGAGGAAAUAGAAGCAGGAUUUUGUCCUUUUCUUAAUUUGGCUUCAAUGAAGAAAACCCUGCCGUUGCUAACCUGGGUUGCACUGAGCUCUGCACCGCCGCGAGCUCGGCGCGUCUCGUGCUGUGCACAGCAGCCCGCUGCAGGGCCCAGGCGCCCUCGUGUAUGCUCCCUUAUGGAGAAGGUUCCGAGAUUCCGCAAGGGACGAAGGGGUCUUCUGGGGGGUUACAUGCCCAGCGCUUGCAGCAGUGAACUUUAGACACUUUGAAACAUUCUGGAUCCACUGCUGCUCAGGUUUGAUUAUAUUUUAUUCUGAAUGGUCACAGUUCACAGUGUAGCUCUAAUCUCCCAAAUAGUUUUGCUUUUGGAAAAGGAGUGUCAUAUUAAAAUCCUUUUAUACACCCAAAUGUCGGGGGGAGGGGUCAGAGCUUGAAUUUGUCUUUUUUUCCAUGUGACCCUGGCGGCUGCUUAAACUUGGCAGAGGAGAGAUCCGCCAGCCCGGUGCGGGCGCUGCCCCGUCUCCAUGCCACCCUGCCCUCUGCUUUGACCUUCACCUCUCCCUUCGUUUCCCAGGCCAAGAACCAUAGGGCUCCACGCUAAGCCAUUAGUCCGUAGUUCUUCUACAAUGAGUUGUGAACUUUUGUUGCCUAUAGGUGCUUAUUUUUCAAAGUAUACUUUCAGAAUUAAAAUACACACAUACUUAAAGUGUAGGCUCCAACACAGGGAGCCCAGCACCUCCCAGCGCAGGGGAAUGAGCUGGCACCAGUGAGCAGGACUCAGUUUCCCGCGGCAAGCCUGAGCAGACUGAGUGCAGGAUUUGAAGGGAGAAGCUAGCGGGGCAGUAGUUCUUGCAGAUAUUUCCCCAAGGUAAUGAUCAUCCUGCUGGGCUUAUCCCACAUGUCAAUCUGAGGCCAUUUACCUUCAGUAGUUUCGGAAAAGAUGGAGAAUAGGUUCCAAGAAAGGGAAAAUGUAAGGGCCAUUCAGAGAGGUCAGUGACAAAGAUCACAGGGUAUGUUGUUGCUGCCUGAAGUAUUUUUUUUUAUGCAGGACAUUUUUGUAAAAUGUGUGUGGCAACAGGAAUCAGUUUCUCAGUAGAAGGAGGAAAUGCAUUAGAGGCAUUCCUGGCAUAGAGUCUCUGUGUUGAUAUUUGGUGCUAUCUAUGUCCAACCAACUUGUUACCUACUCUUGAAUUCUGGCUAAUCUUGUCAUGUGCUUUUUGGGUGUAUAAAAUUAUAUAUAUCUAUAUACAUACAUACUUCUUUUUGCCAAAACAAAGGCCUUCCUCCUUGUCAAAUGAUUGCUAAAGCAGAUUUCACUUUAGUUUUAUAUCCAUAUGGCACCCUGGACACCUGGCAACUCACGUUUUCUCCUGGGGCGUGCAGCUCUCUGGCUGUGAGAUAGAACUGAAGAGGGCCCAUCUGUUUGCUUUCCCAGCCAGUCCUUGUACCAAGGUUCAGGGGAGGAUCUGAAAUUGUCAUGUUUACAGCAGCAAUCUGCUGUAAGAUCCAGCUGGCUCAGCUUCACUGUCCUUCCAUAAUAGUUAGAAUUACGUUAUUUCAUUACCGAGUGGCCAAUCUGUUUCAGGGAAGGACCAGUUGGUUUGUGUGGGAUCUCAGGUAUCGUUAGGAGUCACAGGAGGGGGAGCAGAUGUCCCAACCCCCAGAGGCGGCAGAGGGCCACCACCCACCAUAUCCCGAGGGGCACUCGGCAGCCUGGUACCCCACUGCGGGUCACGGGGCACAGCAUGGAGGUGGAUGGGCGCGUAGAGAAGCUGCAGAACAUCUCGCUGCCCACUUGCGAACUUCUUUCCUUGUCAGGACCUUACUUGUUCCUCAGGUCCAGAGCUCCCUGUGGAGGCUGCCAGGGAAGGAGGGCCCCGCUUCCACAGUACUGGGUAGCGCUCCCUCCGCUGGGGCCACCGCCACGCAGCGUAGGCACCGCAGGGGUGGGGGACACGGAUCACCACAGAUCAACCUUGAUGUCUCAUGAAAACAAAAAUGACCUGCCUUUUUAUUUGAUAGUGCAUCAUUUAUUUUAUAAAUUUUUAGGGUUUUUUUUCUCACUGUAAUAUUAUUGUACAGUUUUGCAUGGCCUGGAUGUAAUCAUUUUUGUUUAGAAGAUAAUGCUGACCAAUAUGUGUGUAUGGAAGGGGAAAAGCUACGCUUUGGCCUCCUAUCACUUAUUUUGUUUGGUUUUAUGCCCUCUGUGUCCUAGGGAACUUUAUUAAGAGAUUCUCUGCUACCAAACAAUGAUGUGGGUUCUUUUGCACAGGAAAUAUUUAAGGUGGGAUAGUCAAAAAUGUUAACAAGACUCCUCACCAAUUAUUUUAUGUUGGUAUCACUUAAUAUUAACCAGACUUUGAUGUACCGCAAUAAAACAGGGAGCUGUUAAA
This is a messenger RNA of Chinchilla lanigera (long-tailed chinchilla), 9987 nucleotides long. RefSeq names its product CDC42 binding protein kinase alpha (DMPK-like) (gene Cdc42bpa). Gene Ontology annotation, molecular function: ATP binding; protein serine/threonine kinase activity. Gene Ontology annotation, cellular component: cytoplasm; actomyosin; cytoskeleton. The record is from RefSeq and is a predicted model, not a curated record. Gene Ontology annotation, biological process: actomyosin structure organization; peptidyl-threonine phosphorylation. NCBI's taxonomy places the organism in Eukaryota, Metazoa, Chordata, Mammalia, Rodentia, Chinchillidae.